Homalodisca vitripennis (glassy-winged sharpshooter) is the source of this 639-nucleotide messenger RNA. RefSeq lists its product as uncharacterized. The record is from RefSeq and is a predicted model, not a curated record. NCBI's taxonomy places the organism in Eukaryota, Metazoa, Arthropoda, Insecta, Hemiptera, Cicadellidae. The transcript has a single exon. Bases 1 to 639 code for a protein of 212 amino acids.
AUGAUAUUGGUGAAUACAUCAGCGGGGACUUUCUCUUGUUUUGCCGAUGACGUGAAGAUAUUUAGAGAAAUUUCCUCAGCUCAACAACAAAAUGAAUUGCAGAGGGAUCUUGACGGUGUGGACCAAUGGUGUGUUAUCAAUGAAAUGGACUUGAACCCAACCAAGUGUGUUUCCGUCUCCUUUUCCAGAGCCAGACAGACUCUUCUAUUUGACUACUACCUCCAGGAAGCUGCCAUCAGAAGAGUGGAUAGAAUUCGCGACCUCGGAGUACUUCUGACAUCAAACCUUGACCCCAGUGCCCAUAUCUCGGACAUUUGCAGCAGGGCUAAUCGUGUUCUUGGACUUAUCAACCGAACCUGCCGCCAGCACUUUGCUAUUCCUGCCAUAAGAACACUUUACGUCACAUUAGUUCGGCCAAUACUAGAAUACUCCGUUACGGUAUGGUCCCCACAUCAGGUUGGUCACUGCUCUAGUCUUGAUGCUGUACAAAGACGCUUUCUACGGAUGGUUGGCGUGAAGAUGGGAUAUCGCUACUUGGAGACAAACUUGGAGGAAAUGGGACAACAGCUGCACCUUCCUUCCCUUGGCUGCUCGCAGGGCUCUACUGGAUCUCAUGUUCCUCUACAGACUACUAAAUAG